UUCUUCUUCUGCUUUCUCUCUUCGCCUUAUUUUCCUAUUCCGGAGCAGAACUUACCCGUGGAAUAGGAAUAUGCUACGGUCAACUGGGGAAUGAUCUUCCCGUCCCUGCAAAAUCUGUGGAGCUCAUUAAUGGCCUCAAGGCGGAGCAGGUCAAGAUCUACGAUGUCAACCCGGAUAUCCUCAAAUCUCUUCAAGGAUCCGACCUCCACGUCUCCGUCAUGCUCCCCAAUGGCCUCAUCCCCAAUGUCUCCUCCAACCAGACCUUCUCAGACCGGUGGGUUCACACCAAUCUCGUCCCCUUUUACCCUAGAACCAUGAUCCGUCACCUCCUAGUCGGAAAUGAGAUUCUGAGCAGCCAGCCGAACAGUACCUGGUUCCAGCUAGUCCCCGCUAUGCGCAAUAUCCGACGAUCCGUCCGGAAAUAUCGGCUCCACAAGGUCAAAGUGGGUACCCCUCUGGCUAUGGAUAUGUUGGAGACGUCGUUCCCGCCGUCCAAUGGAAGUUUCCGGUCGGAUAUCACCGAUACCGUUUUCCGGCCUCUAUUAAACUUCUUGGCCGAUUCAAGGUCCUUCUUCUUCUUCGAUGUGUACCCGUAUUUCGCUUGGGCGGCUCAACCCGACGACAUUGACCUUGACUACACUCUGAUGAAGCACACGAAUGUGACGUAUUCGGAUCCGGGUUCGGGUUUGACUUACACGAACUUGUUGGACCAGAUGAUUGAUUCGGUAUAUUUCGCCCUGAAGCGACUCGGGCACCCGGAUCUUCCCCUGUUUAUCGCGGAAACGGGUUGGCCCAGCGCGGGCGACUCGGACCAAAUCGGAACGAACAUUUACAACGCCGCCACUUACAACCGCAAUGUCGUGAAGAAGUUCAGCUCUAAGCCGCUGGUGGGGACGCCGGCCAGGCCGGGGAUUGCUGUGCCGGCCUUCAUUUUCGCUUUGUACAACGAGAAUCAGAAGCCGGGUCCGAGAACGGAGCGGCAUUUCGGGCUGUUAUACCCGAACGGCACCAACGUGUACGAAAUCGAUCUGUCCGGCAAGACGCCGGAGUCGGAGUUCAAACCGCUUCCUAAGCCGACGAAUAACAAGCCAUUUAGGGGGAAACUGUGGUGCGUGGUGAAUACGGCGCUGUCCUUGAAUAAGACGGCGUUGACCGCCGCCUUGGAUUACGCAUGUGGGCAGGGUAAUGGGACCUGUGACCCGAUCCGACCCGGUGGCAAAUGUUACGAGCCGAACGAUCUGAUCCGAGAUGCCAGCUAUGCUUUCAGUGCUUACUGGGCACAGUUUAAGAGCAUAGGUGGGACCUGCAGCUUCAAUGGCAUUGCUCAUUCCACGCCGAAGGACCCUAGCAAUAAGUUGUGCAAGUUUCCGAGUGUCAAAAACUGAAGGAGCCUACACGAUUAUAUUCUCCAAUGAUGAACCAAGAUCCGGCAUUUUGGUGAUUGUGGAAAUGUGGAAUUUUGUCUGCUGAUGGAGCCUAUAAGUGUCAAUGAAGAAGAAUAUAAUCAUCUUUGCUUUGAUGAUUUUAUAUUGUGUUUUUUUUAAAGUACUUAGAAAGUUGGAUUGAUUUGAGAGUAGAAUCGUCACAAAUUCAUACAUGUUAUCAUUUUUUAUAUGGACGUCGGGGUUUUCAACCCAUGUUUGGUUGCUUGGUACAAUAGCGUGGUUUAUUUGAUACAAAAGCAAAAUUCUAUGAUAUGAUAGUGUUAACCGUUAAGUGUAAAUGAAUGAUGAAGAUGCUAUAUCAAGAUUAAAUACAUAAAAUAUUGAAUCUAAGAUAUAA
This is a messenger RNA of Cuscuta europaea, 1782 nucleotides long. The record is from the annotation of a GenBank genome assembly. NCBI's taxonomy places the organism in Eukaryota, Viridiplantae, Streptophyta, Magnoliopsida, Solanales, Convolvulaceae.